AUGACGCUCCAAAAGAUCGACCAUCAAUUCCAACAUCCGAAACUCUCCUACGAUGCGAAGCCAAAUUAUCAACCAUCUGUGAAGCUCAGCUUCUACUUCAGCAAAUUACCUGACGUAUCGGACGAGCAGUUUCAUCGCCACUGGGAAACCGUCCAUGCUGAUCUUACCGUGGCUGCCAAAGGCUUCAAGGCGUGCAAGAUACAACGUUACGUGCAAGUCCAUCAAACUGCAGAAUGGAAGGAGAGGGCAAAGAGCCUAGGCCUGGUCCACCUUGACUUCGAUGGUUGCUCUGAGAUUUGGGUCGAGACUUGGCAAGAUUGGAUGGACUUCUUCAAUUCUGAGGAGUAUGCCAAAGUGAUGCAGCCGGAUUGCCCGCGCUUCAUGGCUUUCCCGAUCUCCGUCUUUGUGGGAGAGGAGAAUUUAAUCUACGGGGAAGCACUACCGGGCUUAAAAGGGGCAGAUGGUGUGACGAGCUCAACACUGCAGACCCGAGAGUAG
Zasmidium cellare ATCC 36951 is the source of this 498-nucleotide messenger RNA. RefSeq lists its product as uncharacterized. Gene Ontology annotation, molecular function: oxidoreductase activity. The record is from RefSeq and is a predicted model, not a curated record. The coding region runs from base 1 to 498 and encodes 165 amino acids. Lineage: Eukaryota; Fungi; Ascomycota; Dothideomycetes; Mycosphaerellales; Mycosphaerellaceae. The transcript has 3 exons.